AUGGAGACCUUGAUGAUCAAAGCUGAUGUAGAAGAGCCCUUAGACGCCACCAUGGCCAGAUUUCUUACCGGGCUCAACCGUGAUAUUCAAGACCGUAUGGAGCUGGAAGAUUAUGACAGCAUGGAGCAGAUGCUACACAAGGCCAUACUGAUUGAACAACAAGCCAAAAGAAAAGGUCUUUCUAAACCAGCCUUUGCUCCCAAAUCAUCCUUUGCUCCCAAAGCAAACUAUCAAGACAAAGGUAAGUCUUCUUCCUCAACAAAUACUGCUUUUAAGACUAAUGCCUCUGCUCAUGUUGAUAGAGAAAAGAAAGAGGAGGCUCCAAAACGAACCAGAGACAUUCAGUGUUUCAGAUGUCAUGGCCUUGGCCACUAUGCCAACCGAUGCCCAAACCAAAAGGUGAUGGUUCUUUUGGAGAAUGGUGAAGUAGAAUCCGAGGAAGACAAGGAGGAUCUUGGACCAGUGUAUGAUGAUGAUGAGGAAGAGGCGCUUGACUUCCCAGCUCAUGGUCCCCUUCUUGUUACUAGAAAGACUUUGGACGAUGCCUUUGAUCCCAUCUUCGAUGAGGAGGCCGAUGGAGUGAUCGAUGAGUUCUGCUCGAACUUUGUGGAGGGUUCUGAUCCGAUCUAUGAUGAGGACGACCUUGAUGAUCCCAGCCACGGUCCAAUACUUGUUACUAGACGUAGUUGCACUAAUGUGGCUAGUGACACCCUUGUAAAGAAACUUGGGCUUGUUACUCGGCCUCUUGCUCGUCCUUUCAGGUUGGAGUGGCUCAAUGAGGCUGGAGAGCAAUAUGUGAAGGAGCAAGUCACCGUCCCACUUUCUAUUGGGCGAUAUGAGGAUGAGGUCGUGUGCAAUGUGCUUCCCAUGGAUGCAUGUCAUGUUCUUUUGGGCCGGCCUUGGCAGUUUGAUAAAAAGGCUGUGCAUGAUGGUUUCACAAACCGGCACUCUUUUGAUCAUAAGGGAAAGAAGAUCAACCUUGGUGCCUUUGUCGCCCUCGGAGGUCCAUCAAGACCAGGCUUCAACUCAAGAAGGGGCGUGACCAAGAGUCUAAGGCAGAUAAACCCGAGUCUAGUACCAGAAACUCCAACUUCUUUGUCAAGGAAAGUCAGCAAGAACCUAGAUGAUCAUAAGAAGCAUGUGAAAUCUGUUCUUGAAGUUCUUAGGAAAGAAAAGCUGUUUGCAAAUCUUAGUAAAUGCUCUUUUGGAACAGAUCACGUGGUGUUCUUAGGUUUUGUUGUAGGUGCUGAUGGACUCAGAGUGGACGAGGAGAAGGUCAAAGCCAUCCGAGAAUGGCCCAUUCCGACCACAGUGAGCGAGGUAAGGAGCUUCCACGGCCUUGCCGGGUUCUACCCGAAGGAUAGGAAACCCAUUGCUUACUUCAGUGAGAAGCUUAGUGGAGCCACUCUCAACUACCCCACUUACGACCAGGAGCUGUAUGCUUUGGGCCAGCAGAAGCUAAACAAGAGGCAUGCCCGUUGGGUUGAGUUUAUUGAGACAUUUCCUUAUGUGAUCAAGUACAAGCAAGGUAAGGAAAAUGUUGUGGCUGAUGCUCUGUCCCGAAGGGAAUCUCAUGGAGGAGGUCUUAUGGGACAUUUCGGAAUCAAGAAGACAUACAAGGUGGUGUAUGAGCACUUCUAUUGGCCGAGUCUGAUGAAGGACGUGGAGAGGAUAUGCAACCGAUGCGUGGAUUGCAAGAAGGCCAAGUCCAAAGUGCAAAACCAAGGUUUAUUCGGCCCUACCCAUUCCAUCUCAUCCUUGGGUUGA
Molecule: messenger RNA, 1767 nt
Organism: Raphanus sativus (radish)
Lineage: Eukaryota; Viridiplantae; Streptophyta; Magnoliopsida; Brassicales; Brassicaceae
Exons: 6
Coding region: 1-1767 (588 amino acids)
Molecular function (GO): zinc ion binding; nucleic acid binding
Source: RefSeq, a predicted model, not a curated record